Molecule: messenger RNA, 1461 nt
Organism: Physella acuta
Lineage: Eukaryota; Metazoa; Mollusca; Gastropoda; Physidae
Product: elongation of very long chain fatty acids protein 4
Biological process (GO): fatty acid elongation, saturated fatty acid; fatty acid elongation, monounsaturated fatty acid; sphingolipid biosynthetic process
Cellular component (GO): endoplasmic reticulum membrane
Molecular function (GO): fatty acid elongase activity
Source: RefSeq, a predicted model, not a curated record
UGUCGUGGCGACCGUGUCUAGCAACCUGGGCAGGUCAGCGAGUGUGUAGGUCACGUGAUUAACCGGGUGUAGACUCGUGUUCUGUCUGUGUUCACGUCGGCAACACGGCACUGCCCAACACACGGAGUUACGGCAAUGUGUUUGGCCGGUUGAUUGUUGCCUCUUUCCGACAGGAGAAGAUAAUUCUGGAUAAUUAAGAGGUCAAGGUCAGAAUUCCGUCCAGCAACCGGUCCCACAGCUCACCGGGUCAACAGACAAGAUGGAGGCCAUCGUAGCCGCUGUCAACAUCCGGUUUAACUUGACACCCAGCAACAUCGUCAAUGGGGACCCCCGUGUGUCCGAGUGGUUCCUGAUGAACAACCUUGCCAGCGUGCUGACCAUUAUCCUGCUGUACCUGCUGAUGGUCAAGCACGGCCCCGCCUUCAUGGAGAAACGUCCGCCCUUCCAGCUCUCCCAGCUCUUGGUCGUCUACAACUUCGCUCUGGUCAUCCUCUCCGCUUACAUUUUCUUUGAGAUGUUUGCUGUUGGUGUGAUACGAGGCUACAACUUGUUCUGUCAGCCAGUGAACUACGAGAACACGGCCAUAGGACUCAGGGAGGCCAGCGUGUCCUGGUGGUAUUUCAUAUCAAAGAUCGUCGAGUUGCUGGACACGGCGUUCUUCAUCCUGCGCAAGAAAAACGGUCAGGUGACGUUUCUCCACGUCUACCAUCACAGCACCAUGACCGUCCUGUGCUGGUACGCUGCCAAGUACGUCCCUGGGGGCGAAAAGUUUUAUAACGGCGGGUUCAACAGUCUGAUCCAUGUUUUCAUGUACACCUACUACGGUCUGGCAGCUAUGGGGCCACAAGUCCAGAAAUAUUUGUGGUGGAAGCGGUACCUGACGGAGUUUCAGCUGGUGCAGUUUCUCGGCGUCAACGCGCGGUCAAUUUUCUCGUUUUUCUCUGGCCCCUGCGAGUACCCCACGUGGAUUAACGUGGUGGCUCUCCUCUACUCCUCCUCCCUCCUGCUCCUCUUCCUCAACUUUUAUUUAAAAACCUACAAAUCAAAAGCAUCCAAGAGCAAUUGACAGCCUCAUUUUAAUUACCUACCUAGUUGCCGCGGUGUUGCUGAUAAAACCAUUGCUCAAAUGAUUGCCUUGUAAAGGGAAGUAACUAGUAAAUUGUUAAUACAGAAGUAGUUUCAUACAUAGUUACUGCACUUUGUAAAUUACAAUUUGUGAUUUUUAAAUUUUUCAAUCGCAUUCUAAUUAAUUAUUUAAUUAAUGCAUUUUUUAAUAGACUUUUUCUUAAAAUAUAGCUUUCUGUUUAUUUUAUAAUAAUCUGAAAAUGUCCAAAUAGAAGUAGUUGUAGAUCUGAAGCCAAUUAUGGUGGACAGUGCACCAUGUAAAACAUUUCGUUUAGCCCAUGGGUCAGCUCUGUUGUUGUCCAUGGGUCAGCUCUGUUGUUGUCCAUGGGUCAGCCC